Messenger RNA from Pangasianodon hypophthalmus (striped catfish), 4511 nucleotides. It is a transcript of the gene ppp1r13ba, whose product is annotated as protein phosphatase 1, regulatory subunit 13Ba. The transcript has 18 exons. Gene Ontology annotation, molecular function: p53 binding. The record is from RefSeq and is a predicted model, not a curated record. Gene Ontology annotation, cellular component: nucleus. Lineage: Eukaryota; Metazoa; Chordata; Actinopteri; Siluriformes; Pangasiidae. Gene Ontology annotation, biological process: regulation of apoptotic process. The coding region runs from base 89 to 3331 and encodes 1080 amino acids.
UCAACCCUCAACCACACACGCUUACAGAGAGUGAACACUGAAGGUAAACGGCAGCUCCUGCUUUCUCCUGCCUCCCAUCCAGGACUCCAUGAAGCGUUUUUGGACUUUGUUCGUCCGCAGCCUGGUCGAUGCUUCCAAGGCCAGACCGUGGCUGCAGAAGAGAAUCCAGAAGAAGGAGGAAAAGACGGAACACAACAGCAACAACACAACAGGACACCAGGAUUCGGCCGGGCCGGAUAAGAUCUUCAUCCCCGUGUUUCUGAACUCCAGUGAGCAGGUUCUGACUGAGGUUCCCGUCACUGCUGAGACACGGUGUAAAGACGUGGUGGAGUUCUGCAGGGAGGCCGGAGAGAGCGGCUGCCGCCUCGUACAAGUCUGCAAAGGAAAAGAGAGAGCGAUACCUUCAGAUCACCUGAUGCUGGAGUACCUGCAGAAAUGGGGUCAGAGGAGGCAGGAGGUGAAGUUUUACCUGCAACAUGAGAACGAGCGCAGCAGCAAGGGAAGACAGACAUCAGAGCAGCUGAGCAGAAGGAUGAAGGGGAGGAUGGACAGAUUCUCUGUGAAUGGGAUGGGGACUCCGCGUGUGGAGCUGACUCUGUCUGAGCUUCAGGAGAUGGCUGUACGUCAGCAGCAGCAGAUCGAGGCUCAGCAGCAGAUGCUCUUGGCAAAGGAGCAGCGUUUGCGCUAUCUGAAGCAGCAGAAUCCUCAUCAGGGCCCGGCCACGCCCGAAUCGGAGAAACUGCAGAGGCUGAGGGAGAGAGUGGAGAGUCAGGAGGCCAAGCUGAAGAAAAUCCGUGCCAUGAGGGGGCAAGUGGACUACAGCAAGCUGAUCAACGGAAACCUGUCGGCAGAGAUCGAGCAUGUGAGCAAUCUGUUCCAGGAGAAGCAGGUGGAGCUACAGCAGGCCGUGAUGAAGGUGGAGCACCUCACACACCAGCUGGAGGAUCUGAGAAACAAACGCAUUACAGAGUCACAGCCUGCAGGGGGCAGCGCCCUGGAGCUCCACAAACUGUACCAGGAACUGCAGAUGAGGAACAAGCUGAAUCAGGAGCAGAACAGUAAACUCCAGCAGCACAAGGACCUGCUGAACAAACGCAACCUGGAGGUGAGCAUGAUGGACCGACGCAUCGAGGAGCUGAGAGAGCGCCUCUACAGGAAGAAAGCUGAGUUAGGGCGGAUGAGCACUCCUUCAUCCCCUCAGUCUGUUCCCAUCACCUCUGGUCGUGUCGCAGCCGUGUUUCCCUACAUCCAAGUUCCCACGGUGACCGGGAGGCAGGACGGAGGCUACCCUUUGACCCCUGACACACUUAAACCACACCCACUUCCUGCUCAAAUCAGCCACACUCGAUCCAGAUCAGACGACGAUAGAGUGAGGAAGCCUACGGGACCGUGGAAGGUCUCAGACCUAGACAUCGUAGUGAACCGUGAGGUGACCCUUGACCCCAGAGACCAUCCCACCUCAAACGAUGCAAAUUGGAACAUGGCCUCUCUCAAAGCCCCGGACUGGAAGGACACGAGCCAGAACCCGGGCAAAAUGGCUGCCGGUGAAAAGGGAUCUUCUAAAGUACUGGGCACAAUAACAACCUUGUCCAAACAUCCACCCCCGAUCUACGGCACGUACCCCAGCGUGGGGCAUCACUCCACCGUCUGUGCCACUAACUCUCUGCCCCGCUCAGCACCAGGCACUCUGUCCUGGCACAAAUCCUCCGGUUCCUCAUCGCAGCAGAUCCAGCAGAGGAUCACCGUCCCUCCGAGUCCUACAUCCUCGGCCGGCUCUCCCGUCUUACCCCCGAGCGAGAGAAGUAAUGACGCCCCUCUGGCUGCAGCGGUUCGCCCAUUUUAUACGGACCGGGGGUCACGACCUCAGUCUCCUCGGAAAGGUCCUGCUACCAUGAACUCCAGCUCCAUCUAUCAUGUCUACCUGCAGCAGCCAACGGCCAAAAACUACCAAAGCAGCAGCACCAGAGCUGCAGUCAAAGCAGUCUAUGGAAAGCCGUUGCUGCCAAGCUCCGUCUCCUCGUCCCCAGUUCCCUUCCAGUCCUCCAGAGACGAUUCAGAGCGUGAAUCUGAACCCGAGAUUACCCACAAUCCUCAACCCAGCGUGGAGAACAUCCCUCGGCCCCUGAGCCCCACUAAACUCACCCCGGCUCACUCUCCCCUGCGCUACCAGAGCGACAUCGACCUGGAGGUGCUGAGGAGGAAGCUCGCUAACGCUCCUCGUCCUCUUAAAAAGCGAAGCUCCAUCACCGAGCCUGAGGGUCCAAACGGUCCCAACAUCCAGAAACUUCUCUACCAACGCUUCAACACGCUCGCUGGUGGCAUGGAAACGGUUACGCCAUUCUUCCAACCAGACACCGCCCUUAAUUUAGCAGGCGAUGUUGAUUCUGUUAAUGGAAAUGUAAAGGAAGGAACUAUAAAAGCUGCUGUGGCACCAACACCAGCGCCUGUUUCAGAGCCUGCACCAUCACCAACAUCCAACACUAAUGAGAAUCAACCGGAGCAAACAGCUAAUCAUACAGAAACUCCGGAGAUUACAGACACCACGGAUCCUAAAGAAGGUCCUGAGGACAGUCAUAACAACAAUCAGUCGUCGUUAGAUGAAGACGCAGAGUCCACGCCAGCGGAGAAAGAGGACACGGAGCAGAACAUGGUGAAGAGGACGAAUCUGAAGAAGCCCGGCUCUGAGAGGACGGGUCAUGGUCUCCGAGUGAAGUUUAACCCGCUGGCGCUGCUCCUGGACGCAUCUCUGGAGGGCGAGUUUGACCUGGUGCAGAGGAUCAUAUAUGAGGUGGAGAACCCCAGCACUCCGAAUGAUGAAGGCAUCACGCCGCUCCACAACGCCGUGUGUGCUGGUCAUUAUCACAUCGUGAAGUUCCUGCUGGAUUUUGGAGUGAACAUCAAUGCAGCAGACAGCGACGGAUGGACGCCGCUGCACUGCGCCGCCUCGUGUAACAGCGUACAUUUGUGUAAGCUCCUGGUGGAGUCAGGGGCGGCCAUCUUCGCCACCACUAUCAGCGAUGUAGAGACGGCGGCGGAUAAGUGUGAGGAGAUGGAGAACGGCUACGUGCAGUGCUCGCAGUUUCUCUACGGUGUGCAGGAGAAGUUGGGGGUGAUGAAUAAGGGGACAGUUUACGCUCUGUGGGAUUACGAAGCUCAGAGUCCAGAUGAACUCUCGUUCCGUGACGGAGACGCUUUAACGGUGCUGAAGCGCAGAGACGAGAGCGAGACUGAGUGGUGGUGGGCCAGACAUAAUGAUAAGGAGGGCUACGUUCCCCGAAACCUGCUUGGGUUGUACCCGAGGAUUAAACCCCGACAGCGGUCCCUGGCGUAGCGCCCCCUGAUGGACAGGAGCCCCAGCUGGACAUUUUGCCCCAUUUUCAUCUUUUAGUGCCACCAGGAUAAGAAGAGGGCGUGGCAGCUAGAAACUGAGACUGAAGCUUGGAUUUAUUUAUCUGCCAGAAGAGAUUUGGUGAUCAGCGCUCCAUUUUCAGCCUGCAAAAUGGAUCAUAUUUGGGUCUUUUUUUUUUAAAUCCUGCACCCUUUCACCCAGAAGUCUGUGGGGUGAAAACACACCAGUUUUCCUGUUUCCUUUUGUACUGGUGUGAGUUUGUGGGACGUGAAAGUAUUGACACUCUGAGACAGCUGAGGAAGAGAGUUUUGUGUAUUUUUGUUGGACAAAGGAAAGACUCAAGGACAGAUCGUUGUCUACUGAGCAGCUGAUUCGAAGAGAGGAAGGAAGGAAAGAAGGAAGGAGAUAGAAAGUGCAGAGAGAGACACUGAAAUAAGAGUGAAGAGGAAAUAUUGGAGAGUUUGUGUGUGCGGUCAUGGCGGUAUGAGAGAUGAGAAAUAGUACGUUAAAUAAGCGAUGGUGGCAGUAAAGUCGUGAAAAAUGGUAAAAGUCUGUGUUUUCCAUCCAGGAGGAAAAAUAAAAGCUGUACACACCUGCAUUUAUACGUUAAAGCCAAAUGUACACGAACAGCCGAGUCGUGUCUGGUGUGUAAAAGUUUGCUUGUUUAAGUUUGCCUUGGAGCCACGAGGAUAAUGUAGCUACAGCCUAAAGUUUAGCGUAUCAUCACACGCUCGCCAUAAAAGUCAUUGCUAAGUUUCAUAAAAUAGCAGAAAGCAGAGUCCUUUACAGAAUGUCUGAAGCUAAACUGGUGGCCUUGUAGCUGAAGUGAAAAACUAACGAAGCAAACCCCAGACUCCGACUGCGUCUCAGCCGAUUGUUUACAUUUGGUGUUAAUAAAAUGUAAUUUAGCCUGAAUUGUUUUAUAUGUCGUACUGAUCUCCUCCUUGUUUUUAAAAGCUCUUUAUAACACAGACAAGAUGAAAUGCUUUAAGGGUUCUGGUGUAUGGGUGAUGUACCUGGGAGCAAAUAAUAAUAAUGAUCAGAGAUCAUAAUAAUGCAGAGUAACAGGCCUGAAUCUGAAUCUGAAUCUGCGACAUCAUUCAUGCCACAUGCCAUGUAAAUGUGCACAGUAAAGACGUUCUCACAUUGGGAUCCAUCAGAA